AGCGGACCCCGGGGGAGCCGGUGCCCGGCCAGCAGCCGCCCAGCGGAGCCCCGGGCGGGGGCGAGCCCAGCCGUCCUCCGGGCCUUUUCCCCGACCGGGCGACCGCGGUGACAGCCCAGCCCGGGGCUCGAGAGGGGAGCCCCGCGCGGGGUGGGCGGCGCGGCGGGACGUGGGUGUGCCCGCCAGUCCUCCUCCGGGACGGGCCGCCGGGGAGGAGCCGACGCCAAAGCCGGCGGGAGGCUCGGAGCGCCGGCUCCCUGGGCCUUCGGCUUGUUCGUCUGAGCAGCUGGUUCCCGGAGCCGGUGAGCCUCCUGGAGGGAUUUGACUGGACUCAAAGCCCCGGAAAGUCACCCGGCUUCGGGGCCCCAACCGUCAGGCUCUUUUUUCCAACACCCCCCAGCCGCCGGCCCUCCCAGCCCCUGCAGCCACGCUGCUGAUCCUGGGGACCUGGCGACCUAGGACUGCGACCAGGAUCCUGGAAGGCCCCUCUGCACACCGCCAGAGAGCCGAGCCUCUGCUGGAAGGAAGAGGGGAGGCGAGACCCCACAGGACACCCCUGCAUGCUUCCCAGGAUUAAGAACCUAUAUAUGAAGCAUCUUAUUUCGUGACCGAAGCUCCACGGUCAGUGAGACGUAAAUGGCCCCACUUCCCCCCGGCAUUCGCUUCAUCGUCUCGUUCUCCAGGGAUCAGUGGUACAGAGCCUUCAUUUUUAUUUUGACAUUUUUGCUGUAUGCAAGUUUUCACUUAUCUCGAAAGCCUAUCAGCAUAGUUAAGGGUGAGCUGCACAGCUACUGCACGGCUUCAUAUGAGGGGGAGGUCGGAUUCCACAGCCAGAGCCCAAAAGCCGGGGACACCCCCGCUCAGCAGCUCCCAGACAACGGGACCGACUGUGGCUGGGCCCCAUUUGAUCAGGACAACUUCCAGCAGCUGCUCGGCGCCCUGGACUACUCCUUCCUGUGUGCGUACGCUGUUGGCAUGUACCUGAGUGGCAUAAUAGGGGAGCGCCUGCCCAUUAGGUAUUACCUGACUUUUGGAAUGGUGGCCAGCGGUGCUUUCACUGCCCUGUUUGGGGUAGGGUAUUUCUACAACAUCCACAGUUUUGGAUUCUACGUGGUGACCCAGAUCGUCAACGGACUGGUACAGACCACCGGCUGGCCCAGCGUCGUCACCUGCCUCGGCAACUGGUUUGGCAAAGGGAGGCGAGGUUUGAUCAUGGGGGUCUGGAAUUCCCACACGUCUGUGGGCAACAUUCUGGGGUCCUUGAUCGCUGGCUACUGGGUGUCCACGUGCUGGGGCCUGUCCUUCGUCGUGCCUGGGGCCAUCGUGGCAGCCAUGGGGAUAGUGUGCUUUCUCUUUCUCAUUGAACAUCCGAAGGACGUCGCCUGCUCUUCCUCCCCGGCCACGCAUCCAAAAAGCUACAAGAACGGCACGCACAGAUUCCGGCCACAGAAGCAAGCGCUAACCGAGGAGAGGAACAAAUCUCUGGACCCAGAGAUGCAGUGCUUACUGCUGUCGGAUGGAAAGCGCUCCGGCCACCAGAACCACGUGGUCGUUCUCCCGGCAGACGGCGGCGGCGGCAUCGCGGCCAUCAGCUUCGUAGGGGCCUUGAAAAUUCCCGGCGUGAUAGAGUUCUCUCUGUGUCUACUGUUUGCCAAGUUGGUCAGCUAUACUUUCCUCUUCUGGCUUCCACUGUACAUCACAAAUGUAGAUCACCUCGAUGUCAAGAAGGCCGGGGAGCUCUCCACCUUGUUUGAUGUGGGCGGGAUCUUCGGUGGGAUCCUGGCAGGUGUUAUCUCCGAUCGACUGGAGAAGAGGGCCUCCACCUGCGGCCUCAUGCUCCUACUCGCAGCCCCGACGCUCUACGUAUUCUCUGCCAUCAGCAAAAUGGGUCUAGAAGCCACCAUCGCCAUGCUACUCCUCAGCGGGGCCCUGGUCAGCGGGCCGUACGCACUGAUCACGACCGCCGUCUCCGCCGACCUGGGGACUCAUAAAAGUCUGAAGGGAAACUCCCAUGCCCUGGCCACCGUGACCGCCAUCAUUGACGGAACUGGGUCUGUAGGAGCAGCGCUGGGCCCACUGCUGGCCGGGCUCCUCUCCCCAUCGGGGUGGAGCAACGUGUUCUACAUGCUGGUGUUUGCAGACGCCUGUGCCUUAGUGAAUCAAAUACCGACUCUCAACUUAUGAACCUGUUAGGUGUUAAAAGCAGCUCUUCAAUUAAGUCCCCAGAUCAUUUCCGCCAAGUAGCAGUGAAACUUCCGUCGUUAUGGCUGCUUAAGGCUGAAAACACUUCAAUUUCAGAAAUACCAAGUAAUAUAUACACUAAACUUCCUUUUAAAGCACAGCUAAACUCGUAAGAAAGGAAAGGAUAUCCCCAGGACCCCAGAAUGUAAAGACAACUAAAAUAAGUACCCAGGCUGAUGCUGGAGCAGCCAGGGUGAGUCGUCGGUCUCAGGAAUUGAGGGGCUGGGUGGUUAUGCCUCCCCUCCCACAGCCCUGGGGCUAAGAGGCGCGGUGCUGGGCUGGCCCAGGAUGCGGAGCUGGCAGUGGAGACCCCUCGUCAAGCCCGGACCGUCGGGGGUCCCUGCGUGUGGUGAAAGCAUGCACGUUUGCACGCUGGUACAGAAGACAGCCAGGAUGCGUGCUGUCUCAGCCCACACGCCAGACUGGGGGCAAGUCUGCCCUGAGAACUUUUAGCCAUGGACCUGCUUACAGUAACCUUCCAUUUUUUAACUUAGCAUUAUGUAAAUGUUAUGGAACACCUACAAAACAUUAAGUAAAGUUGGUUCUAGGGUGGUGAUGUACCUGGUUCUUCGGCAGAAGCAAAUCCCAAACCAUGUGAGAGGAACAAAGUUCACCCCCCGCCGCGUGGGGCCUCUAACACCCAGCUGCAGAUGAGCUCACACUCCCAAAUCAGGAAACAGUAGGGAAUGGCCCGCUGUGAUGCAGUGACAGGCACAACACACAGACCCCCGAACGGCAGGUAAAAGGGUUAUCGCAUAAACCGUAAAAAUAAACACUUGUAACGUUACUAAGAUGAUCAUACUGAGUGAAGUAAGUCAGAAAGGGAAAGACAAAUACCAUAUGAUGUCACCUGUGUGUGGAAUCUAAAAUAUGACGCAAAUGAACCAUCUGCAAAACAGAAACAAACUCGCAGACAUAGAGAACAGACUCUGGUGGCCAAGGGGGAGGGGAAGUGGGGGAGGGAAGGGUCGGGAGUUUGGGGUCAGCAGACGCAAACAAUUAUACAGAGGAUGGAUAAGCAACAAGGACCUACUGUAGCGCACAGGGAACUAUAUCCAACCUGCAGGGAUAAACCAUAAUGGAAAAGAAUAUGAAAAAAGAUUGUCUCUAUGUGUAUAACUGAGUCACUUUGCUGUACAGCAGAGAUUGGCACUACACUAAAUCAACUAGACUCCAAUUUAAAAAAGAUGAAAAAAAAUGACUAAAGAUGGCAAAGAAGGAACUGAAUUCACGUGCAAAGAACAAGACCUAAAAAAGACGGAGCUGGUGACAUACAGGUAUAAGGAAGUCAUCCAGAAUGAGCCCAGAAAGGGGAAGCUGGAAAAUACUAGGGAGCAGAUAGAGAUUGGAGGCUCAGAGGAGACGGCCCGGCACCGUCCAGCAGGAGUCCCAGAGGAAGAAACUGGAGAACCUGAGGUCGAAGCAGUCGUUGAAGAGAAAAGAGCUGGGAGUGAGGGGUGUGGGAGAGGACCCCACCGGGUCUGCGGUCACCAGCGGACGGCAGACUAGCUUGGAAACCCCGACUCCAGUUACUUACAGGAAACACACCUGAAAUGUCAGAAAGGACGAAAGGGAAAACACAUAACAGGCAAACAAUAACUGCGAGCCCGCGGCACCGGCUAGGUCAGAUGAGAGACUCCAGCCAAAAUCGCUGCAGGAGAGCGAGCGAGGACAGCCAGCAGACGGCUCCGUGGUUCCACUGAGGACAGUCUUUUCAGCCUUAAAGACCAGACACGGGCUUCCCUGGUGGCGCAGUGGUUGGGAGUCCGCCUGCCGAUGCAGGGGACGUGGGUUCAUGCCCCGGUCCGGGAAGAUCUCACAUGCCGCGGAGCGGCUGGGCCCGUGAGCCAUGGCCGCUGAGCCUGCGCGUCCGGAGCCUGUGCUCCGCGACGGGAGAGGCCACCACAGUGAGAGGCCCGCGUACCGCAAAAAAAAAAAAAAAAAAAGACCAGACAUGCCUCUUCUCUUCUGGGGUCUGUAGGCCAGUUUCACCUCCUUCCACGUCUGAGGCUGGACCUCCACGAACCCGGCAGGUGACUCUGGGGGCCUGCGGACUGUCUGGCUGUGAUCACGCCUGGGGCCCUGCUCUCCGAGCCCCGGGCCUUCCCCUCUCCCUCUGACCCCCGUCACACGGGGCUGCAGCCACCUGCGCGGGCUCUGGGGCCAAGAGGACCUCUCCCUGCUGGGCAGUGCACACAGACGGCCGCUUUUGUCACGUCUGAGAAGUUGGUGGGGCGACCAGCAGGCCCUGAGGCGGCAGGGCCGGGGCUCUCGCGGAAGCUACCCCGUGAAACAGGGCUGCUCCAAGGGUGGCCGGGCAGCCUCCGGUGCUGCUGGCUGCGGACCCUCGCCUCCUCCAUUACCCUGGCCUCCCCCAGUGUCACCGUGACCAUGGGUCACCUUGUCCUCACUCUCUGUCUUCUUCCCAUUUGGACACUUUAUGACUGGACUGGUUUCAUUUUAAACAGACAUCCUUCUGGCUGGAAUCUGUCCUAAGGGCGUUAUUCCCAGGAGCACGGCCUCCGCAGUGACACACGGGACUCGGUGCCCAGCAGCCCUGCCCUGGGACCCGGCCCGUGGGCAGCUGUGCGGGGCACUCCCACCGCUCUGCUUGAGGCUUUUAAGUUCUUUACGUUCUGAGGAAGAGGCCCCCUCCGUGGGCAGCUGGUCCCCAGCGCCCCACGGGAGAGCCGCAGACACGGUGAACUUGAGCGCCCGCUGGGUUGGGCUCCUGGGGGGCGGGGCUGCUCUGGCACCUUCCCGCUGCCAGCAGGGCACCACCCGCAGGGUCUCCCAGCAGUAACCGUGGCCUUGUCUUUGCUCUGGGUGCAGUUCCUGCUCCGCCUCAUACACAAGGAGCUGAGCUGCCCGGGGUCGGCGACGGGAAACCAAGCUCUGUAAGUGCGCCCUGCCCCCUGCGCCCCUCAGCCUCUGAGCGCCAGCCCGGCCUGUCUGCCGCCACACCUGCUUCUCCUAAAAGACCACACCUCACCCGUGGUCCCUGGCACUGCACGCCUCAUUCACGCUCAUUUUUCCUUUCCUAAUCAAUACCUGGUGUGGGUACGAUCCCGGCAACCUCUCCUCAAAAUGGAGUGAAAAAAUGUGCGGGAAAUUUACCUCUUUUCUGCUCUUUGAGCUGCAGCUUUCAGACAAACAUAGCAGCUCCCAGGCUCAGCCUGGCUCUGCUCCCGCUUCCUGUGCCCUCUCCCCUUUUCUGUCCCCAAGGCCUCGGGACAGGAAGGGAGAAGCUCCAGGCUCUGCGCUUUGGGCGUGAAUUGAGCGCUGCAGGCUGGGAGACCAGCUGCUGUUUCGCCCUCCUCUUGCAGGUUUAAGGAGCACUGACCCCUCGAGUCCCGUGGAGGGAGGCUGGGCCAGUCCUUCGCAAACGGUCUUUCAAGGAAGAGUUCAAGUAAAGGAUCCUGUGUUGAAAAGAGUGAUUUACCCUUGUCUUUUGUACAUUCACCUGGGAAAGACACACAAGCCACUUUGAGAAAUCCUGGUGCUGUGUCAGCCGGGCCGUGGAGCUCCCCGGCAGUGGUGGAGCAGCUCGUGGGCGGUGCUGGCUGCCGCCCGCCGAGCCCCACGAGCUGGCACCUCGGGGCGCCGGGUGGCCCCUCUGCAUCCUGAGUGGCAGCGGCCGGGACUGGUGUGCAGCGCCCAGGGGAGCCUCGGUCUCUCUCAGGUAUUUCAGCGCGGGACGUCCGAGUGGGUGGAGCUCAGAUGGCAGGAACGUGCCGGGGGACAGUCAGGAUGCUGCAGGCAGUCGGGGUGCGGACCGCAGAGACACCUCUGCAAGGACAGAGCUGACACCUGCAUCAAAACCAAGACAGAGCUCAGACCCAUCGUGUCACCCAAAAGAUGUCCCCAGCACUUCCCCCUGCUCUGCACCCACCCGGAAACGGUCCAGGGUGGACUGCGGUGAAGCCGUCAAAGCCUGUGGACAGACUGGAGGACAGACGGCCGCCCCGGAACCCCGGGGGUUCCCGUCACCAGAGCCCCAAGGGCCCCGAAGCCACUGGCCCCGGGUGGGGUCGCGGGGAGGACGUGGUGAGGCCGGGCCCGCAGCCCAGCCCUCUGUCUCCCCCCGUGACGCCACGCGCAGACCUGGGCCUGUCCUUGGUGACACAGCACUGGGGCGGAUUUAUUUGCUGAAAUGGGUGAUGUGUUACAGAAGCUUAGGGAACAUACGUGGCAUCUUGUCAUUGAUCCAGACAAGCUCCGAUGGUUUUCCAACCACCUGUUUCCUCGGGUGUUGCCUCUCGGUUGUUGACCUUUGAAAUAAAAUGUUUAAAAGAAAAACCAA
Messenger RNA from Orcinus orca (killer whale), 6544 nucleotides. RefSeq names its product solute carrier family 37 member 1 (gene SLC37A1). The coding region runs from base 637 to 2184 and encodes 515 amino acids. Lineage: Eukaryota; Metazoa; Chordata; Mammalia; Artiodactyla; Delphinidae. The transcript is spliced from 19 exons. Gene Ontology annotation, biological process: glucose-6-phosphate transport; phosphate ion transmembrane transport. Gene Ontology annotation, molecular function: glucose 6-phosphate:phosphate antiporter activity. The record is from RefSeq and is a predicted model, not a curated record. Gene Ontology annotation, cellular component: endoplasmic reticulum membrane.